This is a messenger RNA of Carya illinoinensis, 1305 nucleotides long. RefSeq lists its product as uncharacterized. Lineage: Eukaryota; Viridiplantae; Streptophyta; Magnoliopsida; Fagales; Juglandaceae. The record is from RefSeq and is a predicted model, not a curated record. The transcript is spliced from 2 exons. Gene Ontology annotation, molecular function: nucleic acid binding; zinc ion binding. The coding region runs from base 449 to 1066 and encodes 205 amino acids.
ACAACUUUAGCGGGCAUCUUGGUUGUGAAGGGAAUAUUGCCACUUGGCCUAUUAAAGAAUGAUGAGUCAGCUGUCACACAAACAAGAGCAAAACCGAGAGAGAGCAACACCACUACAUGCCUAACAGAUUCCCAACAGUUUUGAUCAUUACGUUUGUGCUGCACAUAUGCUUGAGGGCACUUUUGUAUAUUCCAUCUGUAAUAUUGUAUAUUCCUUUUUUCCUUUUUCCUCUUGUAUAUAUAGGCUACUGUACAUUUGCUCAGAUUACUUUUUCAGAAAAGGAAAUAACAGAGUAACUUUUUUUCAUCUCUUUCACUACUCUGCUGCAUUUUUCUUCCAGCAAACCAGACCUUUACACAUUCUAUCAUGGCAUCGGAGAGCCAGGUUGAAACUCCAACUCUCAACCUCACUGAUCUCAGCAAUCCAAACAACCCAUACCGUCUAGAUUAUGGGUCUCCAUAAUCUAGAUUGUGUGAUCCAAUUUCUGAUGGGUCUCCAUGACUCGUUUACAAAUGUUCGUGACCAGAUUAUGUUAAUUGAUCCUCUACCACCUGUCAACAAGGUAUUUUCCUACAUUCAACAACAAGAACGUCAUCAUCUCACCUCCGCUGCUCCUCCAGUUGAGACCAUUGCAUUGGCUGCACGUCGACCAUCUCAACCUUUUCCCAAGCGUGACAAGCCAUACUGCACCCAUUGUAAAAUCACAGGCCAUACUUUGGCCCAAUGCUUCAAGUCUGGAAAUGCUACAGCCCCUGUUUGUACUCACUGUGAGAUGACUGGACACACAGUUGAGCGUUGCUACAAGCUUCACGGCUAUCCCCCUGGACACAAGUAUUACAAGUCACGCCUCAAUGUUGUCUCCAUGGACAAUCAUUCUCCAGCAACAAUCACUGAUCCAAGCAAGAUGUUGACUAAAGAGCAAUAUCAAGAGAUUAUAGCCUUGCUGCACAAGACAAACUUGACUACUUCUCCAUCUGCAAACCAACUUCAACUUAUUCCUCCAGCUCAAGCCCCCAUUUCAUCCGCUGCUGGGCCUUUCUCCCUGGACAACGAUUGGGAAGGGUAGCUUGCUACAUGGUCUCUAUCACCUCCACACUGAAGAUGUUUCACCUCAAACUUUAGCUCAUAGUUUUUCUCAGCAUUUUACAAAUCAAAAUUCUAUUUCAGCCUCUGUACAACCUCUCGACAGUGCUCAUUAUUUAUGGCACUGUCGACUGGGUCACCCUUCCCAUUCUCGCAUGUUACACAUACAAGAUACUAAUGUAACUACUCAUAUGAAUAUCAAUGAAAAUUUUCCUUGUCUUA